CUGAUCAGAUAAUCAAAACAAUCAGAACUGCCUCAGAACAGUUUGAGUGAUGAGUAGUGCGGCCUGGGAACACUGGAGUGCCUUCUCCCUAGACCAGCGCCAGCCAGGCCAGAGAAAUGUGCUGAGAGGAAGCUGAGGUCCAGGCUGUUGAGUCAUCUGGGAUUUUUAAAGUGAAGGUGUCUGGGACAGUGCACCGCUCUCACCAUCACUCCAUUCUGCCAUCUGUAUCUCCAUCCCUCAGUCAUUUUUUUUUUUUUUUUUAGUCAGGUGAUGGCACUUUUAAUCUGAAAGGCCAGACUUCCUUCCCCUCUCCGUCUCUGUUUUCUUUCUCUGGGGCACCCACCCGGCUUCCACCAUUCGCCCCUCCCUUGCAACAGCCGUCCUCCCCCCUCGCUCCCCGCCCCCAGUCCUCCUCCCCCUCUCCCUCCACCGUCUCUGCCCCUUCCUCCCCUCACCACUACCACCACCACCACCACCACCACCAUCCUCACCUUCAGCCACACUCCCUGCAUCACCACCACCAGCUCUCCUCCUCUGCGGUAGCCAUGGCGACGGCCGCCACCGCCUCCUCCUCCUCUGCCUCCCCGUCGUCCUCGCCGUCGGCUAACAGCAGCGCCCGGGAGCACCUGCUGUCGGUGCGUCGGCGCACCCCGCACGCCCGGCCGUACACAAUCGGGCCCGACAACCUCUGCAGCUUGUCGGUGCAGGGUGCAGUCGGGGGCUCCACCUCUGGAUCCUCCUCCUCCCCCAUGUCGUCAGGGGUCCAGCCAGAAGCAGCGGGUCUGGGACUCCAGCGGGCCAAUAGUGACACAGACCUGGUGACCUCAGACAGCCGCUCAUCGCUCACGGCGUCUACAUACCAGCUGACCCUAGGCCACGGGCACCUGGUCAUUUCGUGGGACAUCAAGGAGGAAGUGGAUGCCACUGACUGGAUCGGACUGUACCACAUCGAUGAGACGUGUGUGGCCAAUGUCUGGGACUCCAAGAACCGUGGAGUGAACGGCACCCAGAGAGGACAGAUUGUCUGGCGGCUGGAAGCGGGACCCUACUUCAUGGAACCGGAGACGAAGGUCUGCUUUAAAUACUAUCACGGUGUAAGUGGAGCAUUAAGAGCAACAACACCUUGUAUCACCGUCAAGAACCCUGGAGUGCCGGUAUGUACAUCUGCCCAAGCGGAUGACCAAUCAGGGACUGAGCACUGCCGGAAACUCGUCAGCUUCACCCUAUCAGACAUCCGGGCGGUGGGCCUGAAGAAGGGCAUGUUCUUCAACCCAGACCCUUACCUGAAGAUGUCCAUCCAGCCUGAGAGGAGUGGCCUCCCCAAGUUCACCCACCACGGCCAGGAGAGACGGUCCUCCAUCAUAGCUAACACCACCAACCCUGUGUGGCACGGGGAGAAGUACACCUUUGUGGCUCUGAUGACUGACGUGUUGGAGAUCGAAGUGAAAGAUAAGUUCGCCAAGAGCCGACCGAUUAUCAAGCGCUUUCUGGGUCAGCUGAUCAUCCCUGUGCAGAGACUUCUGGAGCGGCCCACAGCUGACGAUCACCCAGCCAGCUACAGCCUGUGUCGCCGUCUCCCCACGGACCACGUGAGCGGGCAGCUUCAGUUCAGAGUGGACAUCACCUCCAACGGACAUGAAGAAGCCUCCCCAGAUGCAGUGGGAACCAUCUUGGGCGGCACGGUGAACGGUGACCCCGGCAGUCCCUCUGACGAUGAAGACCUCCCUCACCCCUCCUCGUCCUCACGGGUCACGCACGGACCUUCCCCGACAGGCUCUGACGAGGGCUCCCUGUUAGUCAACGGUACUUGUUACUACGUCGAUGACAGCGUGUGGCGGGAUCCCGGGCGGAUGGACGAGGAGGAUCUGCUUCCUGUGGCUCUGGGAGGCCACACCCACCGGCAGGUGUCACUCAAUGACUAUCUGGAUACCAUUGAGGCUCCCAGGAGCCCCGGGGACCAAUCUCUGGCCGGGCCUUCUCCAAAACUGCGCUCCAGCUUUCCGACAGACACGCGGCUCAAUGCCAUGCUGCACAUAGACUCAGAUGAGGACGAGGAGAGCGGACAGCACAGGGACCAAUCACAGGAGACGAAGACACUGCAGAGCACAGACCUGGCCUUAUCAAGGAGAUUAGCUAGAUCGGAGUCUCAGCAGAGGAGCGUGGGUUCACAAGGAGAGCCACAGAGACAGACUGAAGCUGGAGCCACUGUAGAGGCAGGUUCAUCGUGCGGUGCUCAGCCAGUCACUGAGUCUGAGGGGGAUGAAACUGGGGCCGCAGAGGGUGCAGCUGAAGUCCAGAACUCAGGAACAUCAGCCACAGCUGGGACUGGAGAGGCUGCCGGUGCAUCAGCUGAGGUGGCACAUGUCAGUGGAGAAACCUCCACAGCCUCCUGCUCAUCUCAGGCACCAGGGGCUGAGGCAGCUGCAGCCGCUGACCCGGCAGAGUCUGUGAGGGACUGUAUCUGUCAGGGGCAGAGCAGCAGGACCGGUACAAACCAAGAGGGACCCUGCAGUCCUCCACUUGGUCUACUUUCACCCAUUCAGGAGGUGGAGACAGGAAAAGAAGUGGCUCCAAAGGCAGAGGAGGAAGGGGCGGAGUCAUCGAGCAGCGAGGCAAACGGCCUAGCAACAGUCGAUCAAGGAGGAGGGGCUUCUGAAGCUGCUCAAGCCAGUGGUGGGGACAGGCAGGAGGAGGGAGGAGGAGGAGGGAGGGAGGUAUGGAGGAGGAGGCAGUCCAUGCAGUCGUCCGGGAGCGUGGCCCAGAACCAGGAAGUGUGCAGGGCCAGAGAGAGUCAGAGUGGGACAGUGGGGGUGAGAGAGACAGGUGCCACAGCUCAGGUGAAUGGCCACCACUCUGUUCGCUCCCUGCCAUCCGUCCGUCACGACAUCAGUCGAUACCAGAGAGUGGACGAGCCGCUGCCACCCAACUGGGAGGCUCGUAUCGACAGCCAUGGUCGGAUCUUCUACGUGGAUCACGUGAACAGAACCACAACGUGGCAGCGUCCCACCGCUCCCCCUGCCCCGCAGACCCUGCAGAGGUCCAACUCCAUACAACAGAUGGAGCAGCUGAACCGCAGGUAUCAGAGUAUCCGUAGGACGAUAACCAAUGACAGCAGACCAGAGGAGCAGCCAGCCAAUGAGCUGCUGGCAGAUGAGACUGACAUGCACCCCUCCAUACCAGAGCUGCGUAGGGACAACAGUGUGGCUCAGUCCAGUUCCAGGUCUCGCCUCACCCUGUUGCUUCAGUCUCCUAGUGCCAAGUUCCUCACUAGCCCUGACUUCUUCACUGUGCUUCAUUCCAACCCGAGUGCCUACCGUAUGUUUGCCACCAAUACGUGUCUGAAGCAUAUGAUCAGUAAGGUUCGCCGGGAUGCUCACCAUUUUGAGCGCUACCAGCACAACAGGGACCUAGUGGCCUUCCUCAACAUGUUUGCCAACAAACAGCUGGAGCUGCCCAGAGGCUGGGAGAUGAAGCACGACCACACCGGCAAGCCUUUCUUUGUGGACCAUAACUGCCGUGCCACCACCUUCAUUGAUCCCCGGCUGCCUCUCCAGAGCUCACGGCCCCCAAGUCUCCUGGCUCACCGUCAACACUUGACACGCCAACGCAGUCACAGCGCUGGGGAGGUCAGCCCACGACGCCUGGCAGGUGAAGACCCUCGUCACGUCGGCCCACCCAUAGUGCCGCGGCCUUCCAGUACCUUCACCUCUAACAACAGGGGGCAGUGCCAAGACAUUGUGCCAGUGGCUUACAAUGACAAGAUUGUGGCAUUUCUACGACAACCAAACAUCUUUGAGAUUCUGCAGGAGAGACAGCCUGACAUCAGCCGGAACCAUUCACUCAGGGAGAAGGUGCAGCUGAUCCGAACAGAUGGAGCAUCAGGAUUGGCCAGGCUGUCUGGAGAUGCGGACCUUGUCAUGCUGCUAAGUUUGUUCAAUGAACAUCAUUAAACACACAACUACAUAGCAUCUGUUCUGUCUGCUGUGUUUUGAGGUACUCAGAGAGCGAAUGCCAGAGCUCCAGCACCGUACAAAAGAGAUUUUGAAGCCAAACUGCGCAACUUCUACAGGAAACUUGAAACUAAAGGUUACGGGCAAGGACCCGGCAAAUUAAAGUUGAUCGUCCGUCGUGACCGUCUGCUGGAAGAUGCCUUCAACCAGAUCAUGUGCUACUCCCGGAAAGACCUGCAGCGCAGCAAGCUCUACGUUAGCUUUGUUGGGGAGGAGGGAUUGGACUACAGUGGGCCUUCCAGAGAGUUCUUCUUCUUGGUAUCUAGGGAGCUCUUCAACCCUUAUUAUGGUCUGUUUGAAUACUCUGCCAACGACACCUACACUGUUCAGAUCAGCCCCAUGUCCGCCUUCGUAGAUAAUCACCACGAAUGGUUUCGGUUCAGCGGGCGUAUUCUGGGUCUGGCUCUAAUCCAUCAGUACCUGCUGGAUGCCUUCUUCACCAGACCUUUCUAUAAAGGCCUACUGCGCAUUCCAUGUGACCUGAGUGACCUGGAGUAUCUGGAUGAAGAGUUUCACCAGUCCCUUCAGUGGACAAAGGACAAUGACAUCGAGGACAUUCUGGACCUCACUUUCACCGUCAAUGAAGAAGUGUUCGGACAGAUAACAGAGAGAGAGCUGAAGCCCGGUGGAGCUAACAUCCCAGUCUCAGAGAAGAACAAGAAGGAAUACAUUGAGCGGAUGGUGAAGUGGAGAAUAGAGAGAGGAGUGGUGCAGCAGACUGAGAGCCUUGUCAGAGGCUUCUAUGAGGUGGUGGACGCCAGGUUGGUGUCGGUGUUUGAUGCCAGGGAGCUGGAGCUGGUGAUUGCCGGCACCGCUGAGAUCGACUUGUCAGACUGGAGGAACAACACAGAGUACAGAGGAGGUUACCAUGACAAUCACAUAGUCAUCAGGUGGUUCUGGGCAGCAGUGGAGAGGUUUAACAAUGAACAGAGACUACGGCUUCUGCAGUUUGUGACCGGUACGUCCAGUAUUCCUUACGAGGGCUUCGCUUCUCUGCGAGGCAGCAACGGACCACGCAGAUUCUGUGUGGAGAAAUGGGGGAAGGUCACGUCACUGCCCAGAGCUCAUACUUGUUUCAACCGACUGGACCUGCCACCGUACCCAUCCUUUUCCAUGCUGUAUGAAAAGAUGCUGACUGCUGUGGAGGAGACAAGUACCUUUGGGCUGGAAUGAGCCCUUCGACUGCCCACCCACCUGAUUCUCAGCUACCCUCAGUCUACUCCUCAAGGCUGCUGGUGGCAGUGAAAAGAAGAAGCUGUGAUAGCAGCUGACAAAGGCUUCAAAAACUGGAUUUAAACUGCCAAUGAUGGUCUAUGUUUUAUUUAUAGCGGGCUACAUUUUAUGAGAAGCUGCAAAGCCAUCUGAACCAUAAAGCUGCCCUCUGACCUCCUGAAAUGUGUCGUCUUCUUAUUUUUUUCGUUGUUGCACCUGCAUGGAUUUCACACCCACUUACCAACACGUGCUUGCACCUGUACGAAGAGACAAAUAAAGACCCGCUCUGCCUUUGGGACUGGGAUUACUGCUGCCUGGGAUUUGACCAAAUCAAAGACCAGGAGUUUUUUUUUUUCCCCCCCACAUUCUCCAUGAUACCAUGUACAAAUGUACAAACCACAAGAAGCAACCACUGCCUUCGCUGCAAAACCUGACUGGAUUCAGCCUCUUUUAGUCAUGCACUACAGCGCCCCCCUGUGGCGUGUUUGUCUGGACUGCACUCAUGUAGAUAGUGCUUUUCUACCUGCCUGGGGCCUGUUUGGUAAAGUCUGUGGGAACUUCACCCACAGCUGAAGCUUUGUUAUUGUUGUUACAGUAUUUUCAAGAGAAAGUAAUUUUCCAAUGAUGCGGCAGUGACAUGUUGUGAUCUGAAUGUAACUAACUUUUGGAUGUAGACUGUGUGGGGAUUGAAGUUUUUUCUACCACAACACUCAAAUGGCAAAAACUAUUAAGCCACUGAUUACUUCAGUUAAUAAGCUGAUGAUAAGAAAUUACAGUAACAUUCAACAUGCAGCCAUUUCCUUUUACUUUGAUUGUAUCUGAUUGGUUUGAAAUUAGUUUUGACUGUAUAGCCAAAUAAACAAAUUAAAUGUCCUCCCAACAGUGGGGUGGCAAGAGGUUUUGGCAGGGUGGCAAAAGGGAAGGCAGUGGGUGGAAAAGACAUACUGCUUCUGCAGGUAAAUACCUGAAGGGUAUGGACUUUACAUUUUCUUUCAGUCCAGAUCCUCUGAUCGAGCAGCCACAGUUUGAAAGCAUCUCUAGGUUAAAAUCCAUCAGGAACAACUGGUUAACAAGUUACAACCAAUGCAGUUUCUAGUCUGACAAAGUCAACCACUCCCUCUUUACUAUGUAAUUCAAUUUGUUUCCUGUAAAUGUAUCCCCUACAGAGGCCUCAAAAUUCUGACAAUGCAAAUAACAUAGCAGUGGUCCUAGCAUGUACACCUCUUCCUGCUAACAAUCCCACAAUACAGUGCAUCACAUUUUAGAGAUGCUAAAAUUAUAGUUGUGCAACUCUACAUCUGUCAGUGAUGCAAAAGUAUGGCAAUGCAUCAGUGCAGCAAGCACUGUCAGAUUUACAGAAUCAUCACAAGUUAUCUCAGGUGCAGGUCUCAACCAUAAUAUCAUUUACAGAAACGGCCCCAACAUUUCCCCCGAUGAGCAACACUUCCACUGCCACAUCAAACCACAACAACUAACAACUAUACAACAAGUCAAACACAAAUUAUUCUUCAUUUGGGGGGGGGGGGGGGGGGGGGAUGAGCUGCUAGCCCCCAUGCCUACCUCUAGAGCCAACCCUGCCACACAGAUCUGACCAAUUUUAAGUCCAAUUAAUUAUGUAGUCAUGGAAACAGACUUCAGACAUUUAUGUACAAACUGGCAUCGAAAUGUCUUCUCAGCAUAUUCACUAAUACUCAUUAGAAACAGAUUUCCUUUUCAUUAUUAUUGGCUUGUUAUUCACAUUGCACACUAUGACUAGAAUGUCCAAGAGAGCUCCAAAUGAUAGUGUUUUCUCUUUCUACACUUGUGAUGUUUACCACUUGUUUGAAUCUGAUCACACAUACUGUAUGUUAACUCUGUAAAAUCUCAUUUGCUGACAUUUACGCUCUUGUCAUCAUUUCAACAUCUAACGAAUUGUUUCAACUUCAUCGUUCGUGUUCAUUUCAUUUAGCAGUGAACCUUUUCUCUUUUGUACACUGAGAUACCUGUGACUGCCCUCUUCACUCACAUUCCUCUCUGCACGAUGAAUGUAAAGCACGCCUUGAACGGCCACAUCAAACCGCAACAGCUGCCCCGACUACAUGCUGAAACACUCAAAAGAUCCUGAGCAAACACAAGCUCUUCUCAAUGCCUCAAAAGUCCAUUUCUGACAAGAGAGAAAAUCUUGUACUUUUGACUCAUGAAAAUGAACUAAAACUUAAUUAAAACUUCUCAUCAUUUUGACUACAUCCAGACUAGGAGACAGGAUUACAGCUGUUUUACUGUUUCAAAGAGUUAGAAGUUAGCUACUAUAAUUUAAAGGUCACUAAAGACUGGCCUGAUGCUCCACAGAUUUAUUUUUUUAAAGGGUCAAAACACAAGUAAAAAAGUGCAUUUUAUGCAAAGGGAGGCUACGUUUACUGAAACAUUCACAUGUGAAUUCAGUUCAAUUCAAAUGGGAUCAAACUGUUUUGUUCUUGUAUUAAAAAAUCUUUAUUUCCCUCACUGAAUGCACUGCCCUCGGUCUGUCUAACCAAAGUUCUGAGCCUUAACGGGCUGACUCACACUGAACACUGUCUGUACGGUCCACCUUGCUUUUAAUUCUGAAUGUUUGUCCUCUCCUAAAAUAAAUUUUCAUCUCUCUAUGCAAGCUUUGUCUGCCUCUCUUUCUGUCUCUCUUUGGACAGGGAUAAUAAAAGAAAAUUAUGUUUGUGUCCUAUCUUGUUUUUUAUGAGAACAUAUAGAACAUAUUCUAUCUUAUAUAUAUUUAUUGCACUGUUCUGGCAUGACAUUAUAUGUAAUUCCAAACCUCGCUGCUUUUAACUCUGACUCAGACUAUACAGUUGCAAGAAAAAGUAUGUGAACCCUUUGGGAUUAUGUGGAGUUUUGCAUGCAUUGGUCAUAAAAUGUGCUCUGAACUUCAUCUAAGUCACAACAAUAGAAAAACAGUCUGCAUAAAAUAAUACUACACAAACAUUACAAAAUACGCCUUCUGGAGUGGCCCAGUCAGAGUCCUGACCUCAACCCAAUUGAAAUGCUGUGGCAAGACCUUGAGAGAGCGAUUCACACCAGACAUCCCAAGAAUAUUGCUACACUGAAACAGUUUUGUGAAGAGGAGAGGUCCAAAAUGACUCCAGAUCGUUGUGCAGGUUUGAUCUGCAACUACAGGAAAUGUUUGGUUGAGGUUAUUGCUGCCAAAGGAGGGUCAACCAGUUAUUAAGUCCAAAGGUUCACAUACUUUUUCCACCCUGCACUGUGAAUGUUUACAUGUUAUGUUCAAUAAAAACAUAAAAACAUAUAAUAUUUGUGAAGUAUUAUUUAAAGCAGACUGUGUUUUUCUAUUGUUG
Messenger RNA from Toxotes jaculatrix (banded archerfish), 8545 nucleotides. It is a transcript of the gene hecw2b, whose product is annotated as HECT, C2 and WW domain containing E3 ubiquitin protein ligase 2b. Gene Ontology annotation, molecular function: protein binding; ubiquitin-protein transferase activity. NCBI's taxonomy places the organism in Eukaryota, Metazoa, Chordata, Actinopteri, Toxotidae. The record is from RefSeq and is a predicted model, not a curated record. Gene Ontology annotation, biological process: regulation of dendrite morphogenesis.